This is a messenger RNA of Jaminaea rosea, 3951 nucleotides long. RefSeq lists its product as hypothetical. The transcript has a single exon. The record is from RefSeq and is a predicted model, not a curated record. Gene Ontology annotation, molecular function: metal ion binding. Lineage: Eukaryota; Fungi; Basidiomycota; Exobasidiomycetes; Microstromatales. The coding region runs from base 188 to 3766 and encodes 1192 amino acids.
UGGCUCUGAGUCCUCAACGGACUAGGCUCCUUGACACUCGUCGUGCCCCAAUCAUCUUGCGCACAUCGGCCAAUUUGCCAUUGCACUCACUCAUGCCGCCACCCACGACGAUUUCCCACACGACGACGACGACGACGACGACGACGACUGGUGAGCACCAGCUCUAGUAAGGAGCAUACACGCAAUCAUGUCCAACCCAUUGGUUUCACCAACACUGGAGCAUAGAUCGCUCCUAGCACGGACAGCUGCAUCCAACAAUGCGAGCGCCAGCUCUAGCAGCUCCUCAUCAUCACCGGCAGCUGCUCCACUUGCGCCCCUUUCAUCAUCCUCAAUCAUCAAUGGCAGCGGCCCAUCAUCUGCACCCAACUCCCAUGCUAGAGCAUAUCUCGACGCCAUCUCACCACCAGCGCGUCGUCUAGCUCUGCAGCGCACCUCUUCCUCGGUCAGCUACAAGCCCCAGAAGCCUAGCUCUCUCGCAGCUUCCGUCGCUGGAUCUGAGCAUGACGAUGAUGACGACGAGGAAGACGAAGACGAAAGACAAGAUGAUCAUGAGGCACGACGUCGUCGCAGUCAAUCAUCGAGUCGAGCAGGUACCAGCGGCUUCAGCGGCGUCUCCUCGUCUGCCUCGUCCACCUCCUCUGCAUCGUUGCGCAACUCUCUCGCCAUGUCCUCCUCUUCCUCUCCACCCGAGGAUCAAUCCAUCGCCUCGUCCACGGCCACGACGACUGCCGCCUCCACACCGCCAACAAUCGACGUGUCCAGCAUCCUCUCGCUACUGGACGACGUCCAUCUAGACGAAGAAGACAAAAUAGAGCGGGUGCGGGACCGCCUUGGCCUCUGGCUCGAGGAGAUCGAAGGAGGCGUCAAGCCAUCUCCUUUUCGACUGGAUACGGUAGUUCUCGACCUCAUGCAUCGACACCGCGAAGACGUCAAUCCAACUGGCGCCUCUUUCCCUUCCUCCCCGCUGAGAAGACCAGGAUCGGCAAGGAGCUUCUCGGGCCAAAAUCUUCAUCGCCCUUGGACACCCUCCAAGACGCCUUCAGCUGCAUCGAUACAGAAUGGAAGCGAUGCACCUAACGCAGCGUUGUCACCGACCUCGAGCGCUCAUCUCGGUGGAGUACCCGCACCUCCGCGAAGUAGCAGCCCAGCACCCACGGGUCCAGACCCAGGCGUCAUCGGCUCAGGCAGUCCUCGCGGCUCACCCCGAUUCUGGAAUCGAGCCCCCGCACCUCUCUCUAUCUCCUCGACGCAUAGGGACAGCUUCGAUUCCACCGCGAGCAUAGCGGGCAGCUCCAGCAGCCCCUGGGGUGGUUUCAAUCUUCUGGGUAGUCCUUCAACUACCCCCGCCUCUUCAUCCACGGCGGGGUCCAGCAGUUGGCUCAACGCGCCCUCUUCGCCUCGCUCGGCUGUCCCACCUCCAGGUCUGCCAAGCACGGCCACGACCGCCAGUGCAGCCAGCAGCAGCGGAACGGGUUUGACUACCCCCGCACAAACGCAGAGUAGUAGCAGUCGCCCUACAUCGCCUUCGCCCUUUAACUCGCCACGCCUCAACGUCGCCGCGGUAGCGUUCAAGCCUCGCACACCCUCGGCCAGCACGAGCGCGAGCAGCACGGCUGGCUCCGUACUCAGCAGUAGCGCCGGUACAGGCGCCGGUACAGGCGCAGCGAUCAGUAUUCCUGCCCGCCGAGGGGAUCUCGCUGCCCCUGCACGUCGCUCUUCCAGUCAGGCUAUACUGCACAAGAAUCACCCGGUCGGAGCAGACGAUGAGGAUGAAGAUGAUGAAUUCUCGCCAUUCGCUGGCGCUCCUGCAAAGGCGGACGCCCUUGUCGCGCCGGGUAGUAGCUACUACAGUUCUUCUGGAGGAAGCAGCUUCGGUGAGGCAGGAGGGGAGAUGGCGCUCGCUGCGACUGCGGUAGCCGCAGGAGAGGAAGAUGAAACGGGCUUGAGUGGGGGUGCAGCCACUCCGUUCGAUGUGCUCUUUUCCAUCCUUUCGGGCGUGGGAGCCUCUUCGUCGGCUGGGACGGCGCAGUGGACUCCUGAACAAGUGGAAGAGGCCCUUGCUGCGCACAGCUGGGAUGUCGAGGCCACCUUGUCAGCCAUCGUCGACGCAGGGGGCAAGCCGCCUGCUGCCGGGUCCGCUCGCAACAGCAAUCUGACUGCUGCGGCUACUCGCUCGCCAAGACCACCGCCUACUGGACCUGCUAGCUGGGCCGGUGGAGCCACAGGGCGAAGCUCGAGCGGCGUCUCCCUCAUGUCGCGGGACGUCUUCUCCUCCAUUAGAGGCGGCACAGGUGGGAAUGGCUGGUCCUCUUCAAUCUCAUCUCGCUCUCGCCCUGGCGGACUAACUGGCUCUCCAGCGCUCAGCAACGCAUCCCCUCUGGCCAGCCCACAACCUUCACACUCCUCGGCUUUCGCUAGCGGAGGUAGCGGGCCCGUUGGACCUGGUAGAGUUUGCCGCUACUUCCUCUCGGGAGACUGUAGAAGGGCUGAUUGUCGCUUCUCUCACGACUUGAGCAAGGCGCUCUGCAAGUUCUGGCUCAGGGGACAGUGUCUUAAUGACCCGUGUCCCUUCUUGCAUGACGAGGGAGUGUUGCUCGCAUUGGCUAAUGGUGGAGCGCCCGGAGGUGGGGUGACGAGCGAUGCCGGGGACAAGGACGGUGGUCGGCAGUCGCAGCAAGUAGACGACUUCCCCGAGCUGCUACCCCCUUCAGGUCCAAGGGCGCAGCGCGCUGCUUCGGCUUCAACGAGCGGGCCGCCCGCAGGUGCGCCAACGGGUCCAGCAGCGAGCGAUCCAACGCGCUCACGCUGGGUCCAUGCAGUGCAGCGCAAUCCUGCCGCCUCCUCUUCGACUGGUCCAAUUGCAAGCGGAAUUACCACCCCUGUGGCUGCCAUGCUAGCGGGAUCGGCCCCAGGCUCAGAAGGAGCUAUCCAUCUACAAGCGCGCAACGCUCCCGUCACCCGCCCACCUCUGGGUCCACGAACCGCCUCCUCCACAUCCUCCACCGCCGGCCCAACGUCCACUGUCACCUCCUCCAAACCCCCCAAUCGCAUUCCUCUCCAUCCUCCCACCCUCCUCCCAACCCUAUCCCACGCUGCAGCCCACUACACCUCACAUCGCUCCUCCCUCCUCCCCCUCAUCGAACAACGCAAUCGUUGUCUCGCCCGAGCGUCCGAAGCGUUCCGUUCAGGGGAUGGGGCUGAAGCGCGACGCUGGAGUGCAGAAGGUCAAGCUUUGAAUCGCGAAGUGGCCUCGAAGAGCGGAGGCGUUGCGCGGGGGAUAGUGAGGGAGCGCAUGGCUGAAGUGAGGGAGAGGCUCAUGGGCGGGGGAGACGCGGCUGGUGGAGGUGGGGGGAUGGGAGUGGGUGGGUCGACUGAGCCUGCCGCGAGAGGGUUAAAGGGACGGGUUUUGGCCAAUGGGCUAGCCCUCUGCCUUGGUGUAGCGAGGAAAGAGGCCCUGCCCACUUCUGCUGGAGGGGCAAACUUGAGCGCGGCAGAGCGGACGGAGAUCCUGGUUGAUCUACAUGGACUGCACGCAAGUGAGGCAGUUGAGAUUGUGGAGGAGGUGUUGCUCUCCCUUGAAGAGGAGAGCGAGAUGCGCGGCUUGGUCUAUUUGGCCGUUGGUGUGGGCAAGCAUACGAGUGUUGCGACGGAUAAGCGCAGGGGUACACGGGUGAGCGCUGGGGUUAAAGGUUGGUUGAGCGGGUGGGGGUACCCGCACGUUGAGUGGGAGGGCGUCGUUGGGGUUGAUGGAUUGAGUCAUUGGUAACAACUAGGCGAUGAGUGGGCUCGAUCGUAAUGCGGGACGUAGAGAAGGGAGCGAAGGAGCUAGACGAUGGGGGAGAGAAGACAUGAAGAAUCCAGACUACCUGAAGAAAUCACAAAGAGGCAUUGCCCCGAGGUCUUGGAGUGGAAUGAUCAUUGUCUCUUGGGUACUCGUGACUAUCCUUGUUA